This is a messenger RNA of Aspergillus ruber CBS 135680, 825 nucleotides long. RefSeq lists its product as uncharacterized. Gene Ontology annotation, molecular function: endonuclease activity. The coding region runs from base 46 to 825 and encodes 259 amino acids. The transcript is spliced from 2 exons. NCBI's taxonomy places the organism in Eukaryota, Fungi, Ascomycota, Eurotiomycetes, Eurotiales, Aspergillaceae. The record is from RefSeq and is a predicted model, not a curated record.
AUUAUUUCAGAGGGUAAAAGAAGUUUAAAUUAUAUAUUAGAAAAAAUGUAUGUAAAAAUUGCAAGUGCAAUUAGUAAAGAAAUUAUAGAAAAAGUAAAAUUAAAUAUUAGUAAAAGUUUAUUAAAAGAUAAAAAUAAUCAAUUUGGAUAUUAUUUAGCUGGUUUAUUUGAAGGAGAUGGGCAUAUAUCCUUACCUUUUUUAGGUAAUACUACGUUAAAUAGAGUUCUUAAUCCUAGAAUAGUGUUUACUUCACAUGAAAAUAAUCUAGAAUUAUUUGUUAAUAUACAAACAAUGUUAAAAGAAAAAGGUCGUUUUCAAAAAUCUGGGGGUAACACUAUUAGAUUUAUUAUAGGAGAUAUCGAAGGUAUAAAAUUAUUUAUAGAUACAAUCAAUAAUAAAUUAAGAACACCAAACAAAAAUGAAAGUUUAAAUAAUUUAAUAGAUUUUAUUAAUAAAAAAUAUAAUUUAGCAAUACCAUUUAGUGUAUUAGAUGAAUCAGAUUUUUCGGAAAAUAAUGGACAUUUUGGUGUAAAAAUAGUAGAAGCUAAGCCAAAAUCGGAUACUCGUAAAAGAUCUGUAAGUAAUAGUAUAUCUCUAAAAUUCAGAUUAGACCAACAAUAUAUAGAAAAAUUAAAUAGAGAAUCUAAUUUUAAUAUAAUGGAAAAACUAGCUAAUUUUUUAGAUUGUAAAUUAUCAAUUUAUAAUAAUAAAACUGGUAAAGUAUUGUCAUUAAAUGUAACAUCACUAGAAAAGGUUGGAUUUGUUGUAAAUUAUUUUAAUCAAUAUCCUUUAUUAGGAACAAAAUGUAAAGAUUUUAAAGAUUGA